This is a messenger RNA of Arachis ipaensis, 3053 nucleotides long. Lineage: Eukaryota; Viridiplantae; Streptophyta; Magnoliopsida; Fabales; Fabaceae. The record is from RefSeq and is a predicted model, not a curated record.
ACAAAAUCCAAAUUAUUAAAAAAAAGAAAAAGAAAGAAAACCUGAAAACGAAAAAUAGAGCUUGUUAGAGAUCGUACCGUACCGACUACCGAGCUGCAUUCAUUCGCAGUUCUCAAGAACACUCCGACGAACAAAACCCACUUCCCAAUUCCCAUUCUUCUUCUUCUUCUUCUUCUUCUUCACUAUCUCUUAUCGAUUCAUAGAUUUCUUUGUACAUUCUUCAGAUUCUGCUUCUUCCAAUUUUCCCCGUCGUCUUCACAUUCUGUACAUUAUUCUACCCCAUUAUAAUCCGUGCACCAAUUUUCAGUUUUGCAAUUUUGGGUUACUUUUACAACUUGUUAUUAUUACUUUCUGCGAGCUUUAUGUUUCGGAAUCAAGUUUUGUCGUUGAUUAUUAUUUUUAGGGUUUACCUCUGUUAAGCUUGAAUUUCAAAUUUUGAAGAGAAUAGAAGGAACUUUAUAAGAACAAGAAGAAGAAUAACCAGAUAACCUUAGCGAUAUUUAAACCUAGAUAGUGUGAUUUUUGUUUUGGGAAUUCAGUUGAGUUGAGCUUUUUUGUUGUGCGUGAAUUUUUGUGGUGAUUGAAAUUGAAAUUAGGAAUGGCCUCUUACAGGCCCUUCCCUCCGCAAUCUAGUCAAAACCCUAACCAUCAGUAUAAUCAGAAUUGGAGUGGUGGUUAUGGUGGUGGUGGUGGUGGAGACCCUUCUACUUCAAAUUCAUUCCCUCCACAACCUUAUAACCAAAUGCCCCCAAAUUCAAAUUUCCAUUCUCAUGGUGGGGGUGCUGCACCACCACCUCCUCCUCCUUCCCAUCACCCCUACCCUUAUCCACCACCUCCACCGCCACCACCCGAAAAUUCAUACCCGCCUCCACCUCCACCACCACCUUCUUCACAUGGUGCUCCUAUGUUUUACCCUUCUAGUCAAUACUCUCAGUAUGGGCAGCAGCCACCUCCACCACCUCCCCCUCUGCCUCCAUCUUCGCCUCCGCCGAGCAAUUCUAUCCCACCUCCACCCCCUCCACCUUCCUCGCCACCUCCUCCUCCUGCUUCAGCUCCUCCCCCGCCGCCACCAAAGGAUGAGAGACGGAUGCAUAGCCGAGAUAAAGGGCCGAUAAAGGAAGGUUAUGAGCAUUCAAAUCAUGGAAAUCCUCAUAAACAGCAGAAGCCUUCUGCUGUUCCUCCAAUGCCAGUGAAGAAGCCGAACGGGGUGCAGGGGAGGGUUGAGACAGAAGAAGAGAGGAGGUUAAGGAAGAAGAGAGAAUUUGAGAAGCAGAGGCAAGAAGAGAAGCAUAGGCAGCAGCUGAAGGAAUCACAGAACAGUGUCUUGCAGAAGACUCAGAUGAUGUCAUCUGGGAAGGGGCAUGGUUCGGGUUCGGUUGCAGGGUCUCGAAUGGCAGCAGAGAAGAGAACUACACCCUUAUUGAGUGCGGAGAGAAUUGAAAAUAGGUUGAAAAAGCCAACAACAUUUUUGUGCAAAAUGAAAUUCCGAAAUGAACUUCCAGAUCCAAGUGCACAACCUAAGCUUAUGGCGUUCAAGAGGGAUAAAGAUCAAUAUACGAAAUAUACAAUCACAUCGCUGGAGAAAAUGUACAAACCCAAACUUUUUGUGGAACCAGAUCUUGGGAUUCCUCUGGACCUGCUUGACCUCAGUGUUUAUAACCCUCCCAGUGUCAGACUACCUCUUGCUCCUGAAGACGAAGAUUUGUUGCGAGAUGAUGUUGCGGCUACUCCUAUAAAGAAAGACGGCUUAAAAAGAAAAGACAGGCCUACUGAUAAAGGUGUAGCUUGGCUUGUCAAAACACAAUAUAUAUCUCCCCUCAGCAUGGAUUCAACAAAACAGACAAAUCUUUGUAUCCUGUUGAGGUUUUGCCUUUGUUACCUGAUUUUGAUAGGUAUGAUGAACAGUUUGUUAUUGCUGCAUUUGAUAAUGCUCCUACAGCUGAUUCAGAAAUGUAUGGUAAGUUGGACAAAUCUGUUCGUGAUGCCUGUGAAUCAAAGGCACUUAUGAAAAGUUAUGUUGCAACUGGCUCAGAUCCUGCAAAUCCUGAGAAAUUUUUGGCUUACAUGACCCCAACACCUGGACAGCUGUCAAAGGAUAUAUAUGAUGAAAAUGAAGAUGUCUCAUAUUCUUGGGUUCGCGAGUAUCACUGGGAUGUUCGGGGUGAUGAUGCAGAUGACCCUACAACAUUCUUAGUUGCAUUUGAUGAGUCAGAAGCACGUUAUUUGCCUCUUCCAACAAAACUUGUUUUAAGAAAAAAGAGGGCUAAAGAGGGAAGAUCAAGUGAUGAGGUCGAGCAAUUUCCAAUACCUGCAAGAGUGACUGUAAGGCGAAGGUCGAAUGUUGCAGCAAUCGAGCGAAAGGAUUCACAGGUUUAUACAAGUUCGAAAGCCAGUACUUCAAAGAGAAGGGGUCUAGAAAUGGAUGAUGAUCUCGAACAGCAUCAUCGACACAAUUAUCAAUCUAGUGGAGCUGAAGAUGACAUGUCUGAUUAAUUCUUUUAUGCAAAUGCUACUGUCUUUAAUGCAAACUUGCUCAUCAAAGUAGUGGCUGGUUGGCGGCAGAUUGCGCCGAUGGCCGAGUUUGUAGAGGUGUUGCUGCUUCGCUGAAGGAAAACCAAUGAAAAACCCCAUUUUUUUUUUUCAUGUUCGUUUUUAACCCAAUUCACUGGAUAUACUUUCAGAUUGUAGGAAGAUUUUAAAGUUAAUAUAGAAUUUCAUUUUAAUACAACAAAAAAUAGAAAUUUUUGAGAAACAAUUAUAUGUAAAAAUAAAAAAAAAGGAGAAAAAGGCAUGUCACAAAAAAAAAAAAUGGUAAGGAGAUUCUAUUAUCCUUCAUCCUUCACGAAUCCUAUCAUUGCUCUGAAUGCCUUUUUCACUUGGUGAACACUGAACAGCUUUAAGCUUUUGCUUGCCAAUGAAUGUGUUAUUUUGGCAUUUAUCAGUUCUAGGCUUCUAGUGUUGUAGCAUUCUGAUUCUAAUGCAGAUUUUAGCAGUUUUUGUUGCUGUUGUAGAUUAUGAUAUUUUGACACCCUAAUUAGUAAUUACCUUAAGUA